CAUGGUUCCCAACAAAGAAGCCCCAAGCUGGUUUCGUCUCCACAUCGGCUUCAGCUUCACCAAUUCCAUCAUUUUCAUCCUAGGGCUUAUAUGGAGCUAUAGGAUGGUGGAGAAGACGUUUCUCGACAUCUUAAUCACGCGCAUGUGGAAGUUGUACGACCUCAAAAGUUCUGUGGUAGUCGUUAAUUUGCAUGAAGUUAUAACCAUUUGUUUUGUAGUGGUUUUCAGUACUGCAACCGACGUUUAUAGGGGCCGCUCAGUCCGUUUCUGGAUGGUGGUUUUCUCCACCACAGUUUGCAUCAUCGGACUAAUGCUCAACUACUUGGAGGCCGGAAAUGACGAUAAAGGGCAGCUUCAUUUGUGGUUAUUCUUCUCUAUGGGGCUAAUGGAUUUGGCUCAAGCCGGACUUAGAGUCACGCUGAGAGUAUUUCUUGAAGACCAGUUUAGGGAGGUGGAUAGAGAAAAGGGCGAGAGACGGCUAUACACCAAACUCUGUUGGAUUCUGGUCUCCGCCGUUGCAGUCAUCUUCGCUCAGUUUGAGACUUUGACAGGGUUUCACUUCAGAACACUUUUACUAGCAUUAACGAGCGUGAUAGCGUUUUUCUUCAUAGUUUUCGUAUCUGGUUUCAAUUUCUACCACAAGGACGGGGAGAGCAACGAACGCAACGACGUCAGAGCCACAAAUGAGGAUUCAAAAUGGAAAAUGAGGGUUAUUCUUUUUUUGGUGUGGGUUAGUUUAUCAAUUUUAAGCCUAGUUUCUGCUUCCGGAAGCACCUUCUUCUUGAUAGAAGCCAUCACACUCACAUCUCACCACAAAAAUCUAUUUUCCAUCCUCGUGCUCGCUAAUCUGGUGAGAUGCAUGGAGACCACGGCCACAGAAGUGUCCCGGUGCGUAGUGGCACAGCUUAAAGAGAGCCGGGAUUACAACAUCCCGAAGAUGGAGCUGUUGAGAAUCGGAAUUGGAUUAGGUUGCUGCAUGAUGUGCUGCAGCAUUGCUGAAUGGACCGGGACACACAGGAAGUACGCCAAGGGUGGCAGCACCAUGAGCGUGUAUUGGCUAAUCCCGCAGUUCUUUUUACUGGGGCUGAUGCGGGGAUUCGCUAAAGAUGGGUUUAAAUCGUUGUUUGAAUCCAGGGUUCGGCCUUGGUUCAAGGGACACGGCCGGUCUUUGGGAGUGCUUACGACGGGAUUUGGAAGCAUUCUGAGCAUAGUUUGCGUUUUCAUCUACGGGAGUGGCCAAUUUAAAUGGUUCCAAAAUGACAUACACAAUAGUAGCCUCAACAAGUAUUAUAGCUUUCUGUCAGUUUUGAGUUGGGCUAACUUUGGUUUGUACAUUUUGCUAUUUGUUUGGUACACAGGCUUUUGGAUCCUAUUGGAAGACCAAUAUAUGUACGAAGCGCGCGAUAAGCAGAAUUAACUGGAUUUUCGAGUUUUGUAUUCAUUCAAUCUAUUAGUGUA
Salvia splendens (bonfire salvia) is the source of this 1458-nucleotide messenger RNA. Its product is annotated as protein NRT1/ PTR FAMILY 5.5-like. The record is from RefSeq and is a predicted model, not a curated record. Bases 2 to 1417 code for a protein of 471 amino acids. The transcript is spliced from 3 exons. NCBI's taxonomy places the organism in Eukaryota, Viridiplantae, Streptophyta, Magnoliopsida, Lamiales, Lamiaceae.